This is a messenger RNA of Cherax quadricarinatus, 687 nucleotides long. NCBI's taxonomy places the organism in Eukaryota, Metazoa, Arthropoda, Malacostraca, Decapoda, Parastacidae. The record is from RefSeq and is a predicted model, not a curated record.
AUGAAGCUGUUGUUACUGGUGACUCUGGUGGGGCUGGUGAGGUGUCAGUCCCAGGGUCCUACUGACGGCCAGUGUGUGUUGAAGGUUGACGACACCCGCGGUGGAAGUCAAUACUACUUCUCCUGGAAACACGAUGGUGGCAAGGACUACACUGGUACUGCUGCCGCCAGCUUGUGUUCCAGUCUGGGUAGCGGGUGGCAGGCUGUGGGUAUCAGCUCCCAGGAAGAACUCAAUUACAUCCAUAGCAUUAUUGAAGGAGAGAGACUGGACUACGUCUGGACUGGUGGCCAGAAAUCUGGGAGCAUCUUCAAGUGGCUGAAUGGCGAGCCUUUCAGUGUUACUGGCUGGUCACACACCGGAGGACUCCGCAAACCUCAGCCAGACAACCGUGAAGGUGGCAAGGAGAACUGCCUGGCCAUCCUCAACAACUUCUACAAGGAUGGCAUCAAGUGGCACGACGUAGCCUGCCACCACCUGAAGCCCGUCAUCUGUGAACGUCGAGCUUAAUGCCACCUGCCACCUGCAUAAUUUAUCACCUCUCCCCUCACUUUCUCUCACCCAUCUCUUCAGAGUUUCUCACUGAAUCUCUCGCUUCUGGAUGACUGUGAGAUUCGAGCAUAACUCUAACUCUGAAUAGUAUCUCUCUCUCUCUCUCUCUCUCUCUCUCUCUCUCUCUCUCUCUCUCUC